Molecule: messenger RNA, 8404 nt
Organism: Antechinus flavipes (yellow-footed antechinus)
Lineage: Eukaryota; Metazoa; Chordata; Mammalia; Dasyuromorphia; Dasyuridae
Gene: TBC1D32
Product: TBC1 domain family member 32
Exons: 34
Coding region: 217-4110 (1297 amino acids)
Biological process (GO): non-motile cilium assembly
Source: RefSeq, a predicted model, not a curated record
AUUACAUUCCCGUCGACGUUCAUACGUCAUCACGUUAACGCUGUCGUCUCGUAGAGUAUUAAUCUGUUCCUUUUCAUUCUACCCUUGUGUGGGUCAGCUGCUGCCAACCCGGGUCGUUGAGAAAGGCGAGGACGGAGCCAUCUGCGUCGUCCUCGUCCUCGUUGGAAUCUGGGUCCGCUUUCGUAGUCAGGGACAGUCGCGUCCCUUUCUUCUAAAAUGGCCCAGAUCUCCAGCGAGGACGAGGCUCAGCUCCAGUCCAUGCUCAGGCAGUUACUCCUGAGCGUGAAGGAAAAAAUCACGGGCGCUCCCUCCCUUGAGUGCGCGGAAGAGAUCCUCUUACACCUGGAGGAAACUGAUGAAAAUUUUCACAACUAUGAAUUUGUGAAAUAUCUUAGACAACAUAUAUAUGAUACUUUGGGGACUAUGAUUGAGGAAGAAAUGGAAAAAUGUACCCCAGACCAAAAUCAAGGUGAAGGAACAGGCUAUGAUACUCUUGUUCAACAUGUGACUAAAGUAACCCAGGAAUCUAAAGAGUACAAAGAAAUGAUGCUUUCCCUAAAGACUGUUAUGACGGCUGUGGUGGAAUCUUUAAUUAACAAAUUUGAAGAACAUCAGACACGAACUAAGGAGGUGCAGAAGAAAACCGUAAAGGAGAAAUGCAUUAAUUAUUGCACAGACAAUUGUUCUGAUAGUGAUUCUUCGUUUAAUCAGAGUUAUAAAUUCAGUCAAGGAAAAUUACACUUAAUUUUAGAACAACUGGACCCUGGGCAACCUAAAGAAGUACGGCUUGAAGCAAUGCUAGCAUUGUGCUCUGCUCCUCCUUCUGAUGUAUUAAACUGUGAAAACUGGACUACUCUUUGUGAAAAACUUACAGUAUCUCUUGCAGAUCCUGAUCCUGCAUUUAAUGAUCGAAUUUUGAAAUUCUAUGCACAGACAUUUACUCUUUCACCACUGCAUAUAACCAAAGAAAUUUAUACAAGCUUAGCCAGACAUUUGGAAUUAUAUUUUCUUUCGGGUGAAAACCAUAUUCCAACUCUGUUGACUGGAGUAGAUGUUACUCAUCCUAAUGUGAUCCGUUUACUUAAAAAGGUACGUCUUUUAAAUGAAUAUCAAAAGGAAGUUCCAUCUUUUUGGAUUCGUCAUCCAGAAAAGUAUAUGGAAGAAAUUGUGGAAAGUACUCUGUCACUAUUAUCAAUUAAGCAUGACCAAAGUCUACUUGUCUCACAAAAAAUUUUGGAUCCAAUCUAUUUUUUGGCAUUACUUGAUGUUAAGGCUGUGUGGUUCAAAAAAUGGAUGCAUGCACAUUAUAGCAGAACUGUGGUCUUACGGCUUCUUGAAAAAAAAUAUAAAUCUCUAAUAAUGACAUCAGUUCAACAGUGUGUACAGUAUUUUGAAUCAUGCGAAAAUAUGAGAUCUGAUGAAAAUUUGAUACGACCCAAACAUUGUGGGAAUAAACAGAAGACCUUCUAUUCUGGACAAGAAUUACAAUAUAUUUAUUUUGUUCACUCACUGUGCCUCUUAGGAAGACUACUGAUUUAUACACAAGGCAGGAAGCUAUUUCCUGUAAAAAUGAAAAAUAUAAAUGAUUCAGUAUCCCUCACAGAUCUGUUGGUAUUGUUUACCCGUCUUAUCUAUUUCUCUCCAAGUUGUCCAAAAAUGACAUUACCAGCACAUGCAGAGGACUAUUCUCCAGCAAGUUUGGUGACUGAAGUACUACGGAUACUGUGUGAUCAAAAAGAAUCUGCAAUUGAAUGUUUAUAUAAGAGCCAAGUGAUAGAUGCUUUUCUUGAACCUAUUCAUAAUUUAAUGAAAGAAACUGAGGCUGCUUCAAAUUGUUCUGAAACAGCUUUAAUUCAUAUAGCUGAUAUUUUGGCAAGAAUUGCUUCUGUGGAAGAAGGCCUUUUUUUACUUCUUUAUGGAGAAAACAUGAACUCUUCUAAGGAUGAAAACCCCACAGGUGCUCAUUUAAUUGCCCAGUUUUCAAAGAAGCUUCUUGAUGAGGAUAUUUCUGUUUUUUCUGGAUCUGAGAUGUUGCCUAUGGUUAAAGGAGCUUUCAUUUCUGUAUGCCGCCAGAUGUAUAGCACCUGUGAAGGUCUUCAGGUGUUAAUUCCUUAUAACUUGCAUUACUCUAUUGCUAAAGCGUGGAAAAAGACAAGUUUGCUUUCAGAAAGAAUUCCUACUCCUGUAGAAGGCUCUGAUUCUAUUUCUUCCAUAAGCCAGGAAUCUCAAAACAUCAUGGCAUGGGAAGAAAAUUUAUUAGAUGACCUGCUAAAUUUUGCUGCUACUCCAAGAGGACUACUACUUCUCCAGAAAACAGGUGCCAUCAAUGAUUGUGUGACCUUUAUGUUCAACCUAUAUGCAAAAAAACAGGUCAGUAGGCAUAAAAAGUUUGGAUAUGGAGUGAUGGUUACACAAAUGGCAUCAACAGCUGCAGGUGCAGUAGCUCUAAGAAAUUCAGGGUUUAUUAAUGCACUUGUAACUGAAUUAUGGUCCAUGUUGGAAUGUGGAAGAGAUGAUGUUAGAGUAACAUAUCCCAGAUCUACUCCAGUGGAUCCUAUUGACCGAAGCUGCCAGAAGUCUUUUCUGGCAUUAGUAAAUUUAUUAUCCUAUCCUACUGUUUAUGAACUGAUAGGCAACCAGGAUAUUCCAAAUAAAUCAGAAUAUUCACUUCGCGAAGUUCCUACAUGCAUAAUUGAUAUUAUUGAUAGACUUAUCAUUUUGAAUUCAGAAGCCAAAAUUCGAUCAUUAUUCAACUAUGAACAAUCACAUAUUUUUGGUCUAAGGUUAUUGAGUGUAUUAUGCUGUGAUCUGGAUACACUUCUACUUUUAGAAUCUCAAUACCAGGUGUCUGCAAUGCUGUUAAAUGCUCAAGAGGAAAAUAUUUUAGAGAUUGCUGGAGGCCAUAGAGACUUUAUAAUUGAUGGCCUGUCAGUAGAAAGAAACCAUGUUCUCGUUAGAAUACUUCUUAUUGGUGGACCUGUAGAACGGAUUUUACCACCCAGGGCACUACAAAAGGGUAAUGAUCCAUAUCCUUGGCCAAUGUUUUCAUCAUGUCCUUUACCAAACUGCUACCUUUCAGAAGUUACUAAAAGAAUUGAUCCAAAACAAGAGAGUGAUAUUGGAAAACUUUUAUUACAUUUCAAGAUUUCUGAAAAACAAGCUGAAUGGAUAGAGAACUGCAGAGUACAAUUUUGCCAAACUAUGAGGACCAAACCUAAUAUCAUCAGUGGAGUCGUUUUGGCAGAAUUGUUCGAAAAGUUUGUGUUGCAUAUCACUGAAAAUCCAUCUGACUGCUACUUUCCUACUGUUGAAUAUAAAGCUACUGAUGCAGAUGUGAAGAAUGAAAGUCUUUCAUCUGUGCAGCAGCUUGGCAUUAAAAUGACUGUCAGAUAUGGUAGAUUCCUUAAUCUACUGAAAGAUGGUGCUGAAAAUGAUCUUACUUUGGUGUUGAAGCAUUCUGAGAGAUUUCUGAAGCAGCAGCAAACAUCAAUAAAAUCUCCACUUCGCUGUCUACAAGGACGUUACCCUGGUCAUGACUGGUUUGUAUCCUCUCUGUUUCUUAUAAUGUUGGGUGACCAAGAGAAAACACUAAAGGUUCUGCAGAAAUUCUCCAGGCUGCUAACUUCUGCAUUUCUCUGGUUGCCAAGACUGCAUAUUUCUAAAUACCUACCUAGUGAUAUCUCAGAGUCUGGCAUACAUCCCAUAUAUUUUUGUGGUGCUCAUUAUAUUGAAAUGUUACUGAAGACUGAGGUUCCACUUGUCUUUUCAGCUUUCCAUAUGUCUGGAUUCACCCCAUCACAGAUUUGUCAGCAAUGGAUAACUCAGUGUUUCUGGAAUUAUUUGGAUUGGAUUGAGAUCUGUCACUACAUUGCCAUUUGUGUCUUUCUUGGUCCUGAUUAUCAGAUAUACAUAUGUAUAUCUAUAUUAAAACAUUUACAACAUGAUAUUUUAAAGCAUACCCAAUCUCAGGAUUUACAGGUUUUUCUUAAAGAGGAAGCACUUCAUGGAUUUCGGGUGAGUGACUAUUUUGAAUACAUGGAAAACUUGGAGCAGAACUAUAGACCCUUGCUACUGCAAGACAUGAAGCGUAUUCGACUGCAAAGUACAUAACUUCAGAGAACUAGCAUUUCAAUUUCAUUUUUUAGUUGUUCUUACAAGGCUACUAAUUGUUUCAUAUUGGCAUCCAUAAAAAUUCUUGCUUUGUGAGUGCACAUAUUGUAAAAUCGAUAAUGAGGAUUUUGUGACUGUAAUGGUAUUUUCAAGAAGGCAUUAUCUCAAUUGAUAAUUUGAAAUGAAUUCAUUUUUCUGGGCUGCUUUUCUAGGCUGGUAAAUUGCUAAUAGAUUGCUUUAAUGCCAGCCCUAGCUUACUUGUGGUCUUUAUUUGUGUUUCCUGGUAGUGAAUCCCAAAUUAUGCUACCUUAUUCCAAUCUGGUCUUUGCCAUCUAACGGAAAUAUUUCUAAUAAGUUUGAUGAUAAAAAGCAUUAUUGAAAAUAAUCAUCUUGUUAGCCUGUAUUUGUCCAUAGAAACAAGAUGGUUGUUUUCUGUAUUCAUGACUCAUUGCAAAAGAGUCUAUUCUCUACAUGUGGAGGAACAAAGGGCGAGGACAUCCUACUAUCUCAUUACCUCAAUAUUUUCCCAAAGUUGGUAUGUGAUACUUACAUCUAUGUAUAAAUUUUCAUUUGAAAUUCUCUAUCCUUCUUCAAAAUUAAAUUAGUUGUUCUAUCCUGAUGAUAAUUCUAUUAUUAUUCUUUGAUAUGUUUUCUUUAGAGUUUGAUCUGAUUUGAGUUGCAUUUUAAGUAGGAAAUUAAAGGAUUGAUUUCUAAAUUAAUUUAAGUGAACACAUGGCUCAAAACUUGUUCUAAUUUAUUUUCAUGUAACAUAACUGUCAUGUUUCUUGUUUAGGAAGAAUCUUUAGAGUAUAAAAUAAAAGUACACAUUAAAUAACCAUUAUUUUCAAUAGAACCUUCUAUUUUAAAAAUAUGUCUAAUAUUAAGAUCUUAUUUUCAAAUUUAACUUGAACAUGUUCAGUUUUGCUACAGACUCUUCCAUCUAUCUAAUCUCCCCCUUUUUAACCACUUGACCAAAAAAUUGGUUUACAACAAAACAUUUUUUCUUUUUUUGUACAAGAAAGAACUUGCAUGAAGAACAAUCUGUAUAUUAUUCAGUUUUGUGAACUCUUGAGCAUCAGGCUACCAAAAUCAGGAUUCCUGAUGUAAAUGGAAAUAUGACCAUAAUAGAAACGUUCUUCUUACAAGGCAGCAAUAAAGUCUGUCAUAGAAAAUAGAACAAGUUAACUUCACAUCCUGUACAUUUUAUCCAUGGCUCAAAUGAAUUUAGCUAGAGAGUCCUCCAGAUGACCUAAAACACAUAGCUUUGUCUACUUUCAAAUUUAAUUUUCAAAACCUAUUCCACAGAACCCGUAAUGUAAGUUUAUGGUUCCCUUUCUUCCCAUUCUAUUACUGAAUUAUUGUUGUUGGCCCUAAGAAACUUGCAGCACUUUAUUUCUUUUUAAAAGCAGCUCCACAGUAAUUGGAAAUAUAAAAUGGAAAAAGAAGAAACAAUAAAUUAAUUUUAGAAUGUUCAUGGCUACUUUUGAUUGGAAACUGAGGUAGGAUGUAACACACAAGAAUUGCACUUUCAGAAAGCUGACUUCAGCUAGAGCCAGGAGACUAACUUUAAUUUUCAGUGAAGAAGUAAAUGAAUAACUGCCUAGUGAUUUGGUUAGUGGAAGGCAGUUAAAAAAAUAUUCUAGCUCAUGUGGCAGCUAUGAGUUAUUUAAAUUUAUCAAUUUCAUUUGGAGAAAAAAAUGAAUAUGACCCACCUUUUGAUAAACCUUUCUUUUUCUCUUGAUAAUUUAGAGUUUGUAAGCCCCUGAGGGGACAAGUAGAUGGUGAAGUGAAUAAAGUGUUGGUCCUGAAGUCAGGAGGAACCAAGUUUUAAAUAUGCCUUCAGACAUUUAUUAGCUGUGUGACCCUGGGCAAAUCACUUAAAUCUGUUUGCUUCAGUUUCUUCUUCUGUAAAAUAGCAAACCACUCCACUAUCUUUGCCAAAAAACAAAGAAAGAAAAUAAACUUAAAUGGGGUCAGGAAGAGUCAGACAUGACUGAAAUGCUUGAAUAAACAACUACAAUCUCCUAUAGCAAGCCAAUGUAUAUUUCUUUCUUUUUAUUUUCCUUUUUAUUUUUGGCAUGGAGUACUUGAUACAAUACUUAUUUAUGAUUCAAUGACAAUAAACCAUAUUUUAUGACAUGGUAUUUAAUCAUUGGUGAAUUUUUUCAUAAUAACAUUUACAGUUUUAAAUAAUUACUCUUAAUUCACUUCUUGUUGAUAAUUAUUUAUAUAAUGAAAUCAGUCAGGGAAUGGAUACCUGCUGGAAUAUCUUCAGUGUAUACUUAAAAGAUUGGCUAAGUAUAGAGUAUGUCAGAUGUUUGGUUUUAUAUUUAAUAGAAACAAAGGAAAAUCUACUUUCAAUAGGUCCUCACAUCUCAACCUGAUUACUACCAAUCUGUCCAUAUAAAUGUUUAGCUAAUUAGACCAAACUAGAAAGGAUUGAUACUAACAAACAUGGAAAUAUAUUGCCCAUAGUAAUAGCAAUUUAAUUCUGUAUUUUGAAGACAAUCACAUUACUAGUUAUAGAUAAUAUUAAAUACAAUAUGUUCUUUUUCAUAUAUACAUGAUUACUCUGACUCUGUGUGCUAAAUCUGAUUUUUAUGUGAGACAUCUAAUAAGAAAAUGACAUAAAGGAUAGAAACAAAUAUGCAUAUUUUUUUAAAAAGGUGAGGUCAUAUAACCAAAAAUUAAAAGAACAGAUAUUUUCUUCCGGUCCCCUUAAUUGAAGGAAAAAAAAAAGAUUAUUCACUAGAAGUCAAGGAAUCGUAAUUAAUGACAUGAGACAAGAUAGGCCAACAAAGAAACACCUUUAUAUAAAUUAACAGUGUAAAACACAUCCAUAAGGCUCUCAUGCAGCAACCUCUCUGCCACAAGCUUCCAUAUUCUAAUGUUCUGCACAAAUCAACUCUUGGGUUUUUCUAUGGGAAUCGCUGAGUUUUUCCCUUCCAGCUUCAUAGAUGGCUGAUAGACCUUACCCUUGUCCUUUCCCCAGUAUCGCUUGGCAUCGGGAAGAAAUUGCCUAUCAGAUCUAUGAAUGGGGAAAAAAUUCAAAAUCAAAUAAGAAAUAGAAAAGACCUUAAAAAAUAAAAUGAUACAUUUUAUUAUAUACAAUUGGGUUUUGCACAAACAAAUCUAAGAAAGAUUAAGUGGUUAAACAAUUAGUCAGAAAUCUUUGCAAAAGUUUUUCUGAUAAAGGCUUUAUUUCCAAAAUAUAAAGAGUUGACCAUCCAUGGAUAAACAGAAGUAGAGAGAACAAUAUUGAAAUAGCACACAGGGAAAAAAAACAAUAACCUUAAAGUUACUGGUAAAAAAUUGCUAUCUGAAGCUUUUUUCAUGCAGGAUUAUAACCAGGGACCUGAUUUCCUUCUAUCUCCAAAUUUCUUCUGAACUUAAACUAAGUGGAUCAUUAGGUAAAAGUUAUAAUCUUGUAUUUGUCUUGGGGUUCUGUUCUAUGUCCAGUGUGAUAAUUUGGAAAAUAGCCAUACAAAGCCUAGAUAAAUCCUCUGGGGACAAUCUCUUGAUUUUUUUUCCUCUCAAGAAAGACGUCUAAUUCAGAUUGGGGGAAGAUGCAAAUCAGAGACUACACACAAUGCUCAUGUUCUUUUGAGCAUAACAUGUUGAGAAAGCCCUGUGCAAGUUAAAAAGUGGACACAGGUACCAAUCAUCUAUUCUUUGGAGCCUUGAGAAUUGAGAGAACAUCUUUCAAGUCAGAGGGGGAAUAACUAAAAUGCAGAGCAAAUUAAUUUAAAUUCCACCAUUGGCAUGAAAAGUGAUUUUUAAAAUGUGUACACUCUCUUUGGAGCUCUAUCAUUAUUGCUUAUUUGUAUAAAUCAAGAUUUUGUUUCCUAAUUCCUGAUCAGCCUAGAUAAUGUUAUACACUAGGAAAGCAACCUGCUAGUUGUGAGCCCUUUGUUAGUUUCUGUGUCUAUAUUAUUGUAUUAUCUCUGUUAAAAGUAAUACUAACUUUUUUUUCCUAUAGUCUUAGCCCAGAGAACAAGGGUAAAAAAAAAAAAAAGUUUUUGCCUUUGAGAAGUAAUCAUUGUUUUGUAAUUCUAAGUUAGAAGACAGAAAAGAAACACACAUGAUGAUGAUGUCUUUUCCCUCAAUUUACAGAAAUUUAUGAACUCAUAAACUAGUUAAAAAUUGAGUUUGUGACUAAAAUGUAAGUUCUGUACAGUGAAUUUCCAAAUUGUAGUUUGAAAAUUUUUUUAAAUGCUAAAAAUAUAUGUGUUUCAAGGUAAUGUUUUGUAAAAAUUUGUUUUAAAGAAAAAUAAAAAAGGAGAAAAUAAACAAA